Molecule: messenger RNA, 954 nt
Organism: Caenorhabditis sp. 36 PRJEB53466
Lineage: Eukaryota; Metazoa; Nematoda; Chromadorea; Rhabditida; Rhabditidae
Source: the annotation of a GenBank genome assembly
AUGGCCUCUGGGACAGAGUUCCGGCAGGAUAUGCCUCCGAAAGGAGGAUAUCGCGCCUUCAACUUCCAUCGCACUUUCCCGAAACUUGUCUGGAGCCGUGAGUUGUUUUCGACAGUUGAAUUUGUAUGAAAAAAUGUAUAAUAACAAUCAAGCUCAAAUUUCUCGUCACUUUCUGCUAAUUUUCGACGAAAAAGGGUUUUCUGCGAAUUUUUUUGUGGAAUCAUGGCAAAAUUAUUUGUUUGCAGUAAACCUGAACUUAAGAAAUUAGAAUUCAUAGAAAAGUUUUAUUUUACCAUGAAAAAUCACAAUUUUCUUUAAAUUAUUCACUUUUCACCUCGACAAUUGCAGCGGGAACCGUGGUCGCCGCGAUUUUCGGAGCCACCGCCUACGGAGUCUACACGGCGUUGGACUACAAAAAGAGGGUCAUGUAAGUGAAAAAUGACCGAAAAUUUCUCAAAAAUUUCGUUUUCAGCACCGAUAAGUUUGAGGACGUCGACGUCAACAACGCCAUGGAGCCGUUCCUCACUGCCGAGAGAGACAGAUAGUAAGGAAAACGGAAAACUUAGCUGAAAAUGGGUGAAAAAUUGCAGUUGGCUCAAAUUGAUGGCCAAGAACCGCGCUCUCGAGGAGGAGAUUAUGAAGGACGUGCCAGGAUGGAAAACAGGUGAGCAAAAAAGGGAAACAUUCAAAUUUGAAUCGGAAAAUUGCAGGAACCUGGUACGGAGAGCCGGUGUACUUCACUCUCGGCGACAAAUGGUGGGAUCCGACCGCCACCGAGGUGAUUUUUCCACGUUUUUUCGUGUUCUGCAUCUAAAAUCGUUGUUUCAGGUGUUCGCCCACUCGUGGGGCAACGUGGAGGCCCGUGAGCACACGUGGCGCCAACAUUCGGAGUACGCCGGUCCGAAAUUCUACGACAAUUGGUUGCCGCAAUCGAUUUCCAAGUGGUUCUGGUAG